This is a messenger RNA of Cucurbita pepo subsp. pepo (vegetable marrow), 502 nucleotides long. It is a transcript of the gene RTFL17, whose product is annotated as ROTUNDIFOLIA like 17. The record is from RefSeq and is a predicted model, not a curated record. Lineage: Eukaryota; Viridiplantae; Streptophyta; Magnoliopsida; Cucurbitales; Cucurbitaceae. Gene Ontology annotation, biological process: negative regulation of cell population proliferation.
UCCCUUCUCAAAUCCUCAAGAACACGAAGAACAAGAACAAGAACAAGAACACGAAGAACACGAAGAACAACUGAUACUCGAGUCAAAGGAUGAAGAUGAAUAGCGCGAGCAUUGGAGGAUCCAAAAGGAGGGUAUCAAGCAGAGGCCUUGGCGAUGUCAUAAGACAGCAAAGAGCACGGCUUUACAUUAUAAGGCGUUGCGUUGUCAUGCUUCUUUGUUGGCACGACUGACUCUUACACUCUAAACGGUGUCGUUGUUUUGUAUAUAUCAAAGCUUCAUUUUUUUUUCUUAUGGGGAGAUCAACAAAUUUUGUAAUGGGUAGAUGAUGGAAAAAAAGUGUAAAUCUUGGCAUCAAUUAUUGUUAUUUCUACUAAUUUUUCUUUGUUAAUUCCUUUUCAUGCAUGAAAUUUGAAGAACUGGGGGGAGUUUUGAUUGAAGAACACAAGGGUUUUGGUAUGAACAUUGAAUGAAUGAAUGAGUGUGGGUUUGGAUUAUCGAGAAA